Molecule: messenger RNA, 1830 nt
Organism: Rotaria sordida
Lineage: Eukaryota; Metazoa; Rotifera; Eurotatoria; Philodinida; Philodinidae
Source: the annotation of a GenBank genome assembly
UCGAGAAUUCAAUGGAAAACAAUAUCCAGAUCUGUUAAGUAAUAUUUAUUCGCAAGAUGCUUUUGGAGUUUAUUUUGCUAAACAAUCAGUGGAAAUCAAGGAAAAUCUGCAAAAACUUCGAAAUCAAAUCGAAAAAGAUAAAGAAUAUAAAGAAGAAGAAGUAAAUAAAGCCAAAAAAGAAUGUGAACAACUCAUGAAAAAAGCCAAUGAUCUUACAUGUCAAUGUAAAUUGAAUCAGUUGUCUGUUCUUCAGAAAUGCGAUCGAUGCAAUACUAUAAAGGAAGCGGAGAAUAUAACAGUCAGCAUUUAUGAAUGUCCAUUACCAGCAGACGAAAGUAAAGCUUUAGCUGUUAUGUUCGAAUUACAAAUGCCAAUUGAAAUCCGAUGUUAUCGAGACAUCCUUUGGCAAUUCAUCAAUCGUCCUAAACCCAAUCCGUCGCAUCAAAUGCACGAAUGGUUAAGUAGACGUCCCCAUAGUACAAAACUUCAACCGUUCUACAAAGGCCCAAAGCAUUCCAAAGUGAAAUUAGUAUCUACCGUUAAGUCGAUAUCAGAAAGUCGUUAUUCAGGUGCACGAAAGGUCAUAAAUACACCAUUGGAAGGAUACUUUUAUGAGAGUGCUCUAUCGGUUGAAAUCUCUCCAACUAAAACAAUCGAAUUUUCAGAAGAAUGUCGAAUUUUAACUCCCGAACUAACAGAUCCAAAUUACAAAGAUUUACAAUUCUCUAUUGAUAAUACAAAAUUCGUUCAAAAUUGUGUUAUAGCUGAACUGUCAAAGUGUUCACAAGAAUUAUCAGUAGCAGAAUUUGUUGAGUUUGGUUCAUUUCGUUCUGGUCAUCGUUUACAAUGGUGGAAUCUUUUAAGUAUUCUUGAAUCAGAUUCUCUAUCGAUGGAUGAAGAAAGUGUUGCAAUACUCAUUACACAUGCACUUUUGCAAUAUGGUCCAGUAACAGACGACCCAACUUCCCCUCUCAAUCGAUGGUGUCCAGAAUCACAUCAACAAUUAUUAGAAGAUCAUUUUCUAGAUGAAUUAAUGACAAGAAUAGAACGUCAUUUGAAAGAUUGUGAAUGUAAUUGGCAAAAAGAAUUGAUCUUAAUAACUAUAACAAUAAUCGUCAUGAGAAUGUUUAGUCUUUGUAAUUCAACAAGAAAAAAGCAAAUGACUAAUUUAGUUUUUAAAUGCCGUCAACUUGGUGAAAAAUGGAUUCAAGCUAUUUCGAAACAUAUUCAAAAUCCAUCUUCACUGGAUUCUGAUAAUACGAAUACAUUGCGCGAUAAAAUUUUUAUAAUUGGUAUUGCAUGUUUACAAACAUUUUCAAUCUAUGCUGAUACCAGCAAUUCAUUAAAAUUAUCAAAUCAAGAUGUUAUUUUCUUAUUGAAUAUAUCGAUAACUGUUCAUGAUAAUAUGAUUUUAACCAAGAAAAGUACAAAUAUGAGUGUAUUUAUGAGAAAUUUGAUGCGUUCUAAAGAACGUAUUUUAGUAACAAUACAACCACUUGUAAGCGAACUUCUUGAAAAAACUUCCUAUGAAAGUUUAAAUGAAUUCUGCUCUCUAUAUUGGGUAAUUCUACGAAAGCGAAAAUCAUUAGAAACAUCAUUUAUUCAUGAAUAUUUUGUUUUUACAUUAAAUGAUCGUUUACGUAUUCUUCAACCGACUGAUAGUCCAACAGGAUGUCUCUAUUUAGCAUUGUUACAUGCACUAACAUCUCAUCCAUUGCCCGAUCAAUACACAGGAAUGACUGGAAUGGAACGCUCAUUUCAAUUAUUGUAUUCGACUGGUUGUUGGUCUGAUCAACCGUUCGAUUCAAUUACAAGAAAUAUUCUUCUUCA